AUGGAUCCGGACUGUGCUAUAUGCAGCGGCGCCGCUAGCCUCCGUUGUGAUUGUGAGGCAAAAGCGUUGGAGACCGCCAUCACCCAAGCCGAGCGCCGCAUGAUGCAGUCUGUGUAUCAGCAAAUUCGUGAAUGGGCCAGAGGCCAUGCUCAGGACUACAUCCUAGAGUAUUUCAACAUGCUGUCCGAGAGGAGGAAGGCCGCCCAUACCGAGCACAUGGAAGCCAUAUCGCGAUCUGCCUUUCACUACUACCGCUCCCCGCCUCACCCGGGUCAGAUCGCCGAGGCCCAGCAGGCACUCAAGCGAGGAAUCGACGAAGACUGGAAGAGCAGCGUCCAGCGGUACCCGGAAGUGCUCGAGUACUUCUUCGGCCUCGUCGAACUCACCCUCCCACCAGAGGAUCACCCUACCAUCAAAGACCCUCCUCUGAGCGCCAUGGGCGGUGGUCGAAAACCCCUCGUCGCCCCCUCCUCCUCCAACGAUUGCGGGAGGCUACCAUGUACCUGA
This is a messenger RNA of Parascedosporium putredinis, 507 nucleotides long. The record is from the annotation of a GenBank genome assembly. Lineage: Eukaryota; Fungi; Ascomycota; Sordariomycetes; Microascales; Microascaceae.